Messenger RNA from Microthlaspi erraticum, 2628 nucleotides. NCBI's taxonomy places the organism in Eukaryota, Viridiplantae, Streptophyta, Magnoliopsida, Brassicales, Brassicaceae. The record is from the annotation of a GenBank genome assembly.
AUGAAGAGGUUUGGGACUCAAAACCCAAUUCUCGUGUCGUUUCUUCUUGUUCUGCUGCUCUUCACCUCCAACUGUUUUGCUUCUACUCAAAACGACGACGUUAAAGAAUCCAGGUCCGCGCAUGAGCGGGUUAGGGACUGGGUCCGGGUCGGGUUGGUCUUGGAUUUGGGUUCCGUGGAAGGGAAGAUGGUGGGAAGCUCUGUUUCCAUGGCGCUUUCCGAUUUCUACGCCGUUAACAGCGAUUACCGAACUAGAAUCUCUCUCUCACUCAGAAACUCUCACGGCGAGCCUCUCCUUGCUCUCGCUUCUGCUGUAGAUCUGCUGCACACUGAAAAAGUGGAAGCGAUUAUUGGCGGGAACUCUUUCCUGGAAACGAAGCUUCUGGCGGAAAUUGGGGAGAAAGCUACGGUUCCUGUGAUUUCACUUAACUCUCCGAUUUCAUCAUCGUUGAGCAAAUACAGUCAUUUGAUCCAAGCGACGCAUGAUUCUGUCUCCGAGGCAAAAGGAAUCGCAGCUUUCAUCCAUGGAUUUGAUUGGAACAGUGUUGCUCUUGUUUACGAGGAUGACGAUGAUUGGAGAGAGAGUAUGCAACUACUUGUCGACCAUUUCCAUGAGAGCGGCGUUCGUGUACAGUCCAAGGUUGGUUUUACAGUCUCUUCGAGUGAUGAUUUCGUGACGGAUCGGUUAAGGAAGCUGAAGGAUUUGGGAGCGACGGUCUUUGUGGUGCACUUGUCUGAGGUUAUUGCAACUCGUCUCUUCCCUUGUGCUGAGAGGUUGGGGAUGAUGAGUGAAGGGUUUGCUUGGAUCCUCACUGCCAAAAGCAUGAGCAGUUUCCAUGAGAAGAGUGGCGACUUUGCAAAAGAGGCAAUGGAAGGUGUGGUUGGUUUCAAGUCUUAUAUUCCAAUGUCAAAAGAGCUUCACAAUUUCACUUCGAGAUGGAGAAGAUCAAUGCCUGUGGAAGAAGAAGAAACUGUUGGGGAGAUAACUCGGUUGAGCAUCUCUAGCGUAUGGGCUCAUGAUGUGGCUUGGGCUCUGGCGAGAGCAGCAGAAGUUUCAAGGAUGCCAAAUGUAUCAACAACUCUUCUUGAGGCAAUCACAGAGUGUAGGUUUAAGGGUUUGAGUGGUGACUUCCAAUUAGAUAAUAAGAAGCUGUUGUUGUCAGGCAAGUUUGAGAUUGUGAAUUUGAUAGGAUCAUCAGGUGAGAGAAGGGUAGGUUUCUGGAAUUCUAAUGGUAGUUUCAGCAAUAGAAGACUUUUGUCUUCUAUUACUCAUGAUCAGCUGGAGACCAUAAUUUGGCCUGGUGGGUCUGCUCAAAGUCCAAAAAGGCGCAAUCUUGGAGAGAACAAGAAUAAAAAGCUGAGGGUUUUGGUUACAUCUAGCAACAGAUUCCCAAGGCUGAUGAAUGUGACGACUGAUGAAGGUGGAAAUGUUAAAACUGUCGAAGGGUUCUGUAUGGAUGUCUUUCGUGCUUCCAUGGCACCUUUCAACUAUGAAUUUGAGUUUAUACCAUGGCUCCAUGGACCGAAUUACACCAAUCUUUCAUAUACACUUUAUAGCCAGAAAGACAAAUAUGAUGCGGCUGUGGGAGAUAUAACAAUCACUUCCAGUAGAUUGGAGUUUGUUGAUUUUACGAUGCCAUUCACCGAGAUUGGUCUUGGAAUUGUAGCACCAAAGGAGAGAAGUAUGUGGGUCUUCUUCCAACCUCUUACAACCGACCUUUGGAUAACAAGUGCGGCUUUCUUUGUCUUGACGGGGGUUAUAGUUUGGUUGAUAGAAAGACCUGAGAACCCUGAGUUCCAAGGAUCUUGGCCUAAACAGAUUGGAGUUAUUUUCUGGUUUGGCUUCUCUACUCUUGUUUAUGCUCACAGGGAGAGGCUAAAACACAACCUAUCAAGAUUUGUAGUUACAGUUUGGGUAUUUGCAGUGCUCAUACUGACUGCAAGUUACACUGCGACGUUGACAUCAAUGAUGACUGUCCAACAGAUACGAUUCAACUCAAAUAAAGACUUUGUGGGUCACAUGUCGGGGUCUCACAUCGCAAAUACGGCACUCACCAGUUCCAGCCUCCGAGAAAUAAGAUCCAAGGGUCUCCAAAGCGCUGAAGAAUAUGCUCAAGCCUUGUUUAAUAAAAGUGUCCAAUAUGUUGUCGAUGAGCUGCCAUAUCUCAGAGUCCUCCUUGGCGAGAAUCCUGAAAAGUUUCUCAUGGUCAAGACACAAUGCACCACCAACGGUUUCGGCUUUAUGUUUCAAAAGGGAUUCGAGUUGGUGGCUAAUGUGUCCAGGGAAAUCGCCAAUCUGAGGGCAGAAGAGAGGCUAAUCGACAUGGAGAGAAGAUGGUUCCAGAAACAACUUCCAUACACAACCGAUGAUACAUCAGAUCCUAUAUCGCUUUACAGGUUCCGCGGUUUGUUUAUGAUCACGGGAGUUUCAUUCGCUUUCGCUCUUGCAGUGCUAUUCAUUCUCUGGCUCCGUGACCAGUGGGAGGUUCUUGUGAAUUCCUUCAACAUAUUCAUCUCGCAACGACUUGUACAUUUCAAGAUUCUCUUCGCAAGAACUAUCCAUCCUGCUCCCCUCGAUGAUGCCAUUGGCGAGAAUGCGGUUCAAAUGGCUCAACGUAACAGACUGUAG